Acanthaster planci (crown-of-thorns starfish) is the source of this 2917-nucleotide messenger RNA. RefSeq names its product DNA repair protein Ku80-like. Gene Ontology annotation, biological process: telomere maintenance; double-strand break repair via nonhomologous end joining; DNA recombination. Gene Ontology annotation, molecular function: telomeric repeat DNA binding; damaged DNA binding; double-stranded DNA binding. Gene Ontology annotation, cellular component: nucleus; Ku70:Ku80 complex. Lineage: Eukaryota; Metazoa; Echinodermata; Asteroidea; Valvatida; Acanthasteridae. The record is from RefSeq and is a predicted model, not a curated record.
GCCAGUACUGCACUGCAGUAUACACAUGUCUGAACAUGACUGAGCCUUCCUCAUGUACGGGCGCGAAUGUCAGGCCUGACUUGAUCACUUAAUCAGAAGAAUCAUGGCUGGUAAAGAAAAGGAGGCAAUUCUGCUGUGCUUAGAUGUUGGACCAUCCAUGAAUCAGGCACCAAGUGGCCAUGCAACAUGUUUGGAGUCAGCAAUUGAUGUUAUAACAUUGCUCCUACAAAGGAAGUUAUUCAGUGAAUCUAAGGAUGAAUUUGGUGUGGUGCUAUUUGGAACUCAAAGAACUGCCAAUCGUCUCUCCAGUGAUGGAUAUGAGCACAUUACCGAAGCGCGACCUCUUGGACCGGUGGAUCUAGAUUUGAUUCAGUACAUCAAGAAUGACAUCCAACCAGGCCCGCACACUGCAGAUUUCAUUGAUGCCCUCGUUGUUGCCCUGGACCUGUUGAAAGAAUCUUCACAAGGGAAAAAGUUCACUGGCUUGCGUCUCUUGUUAUUUUCUGAUCUGGGAGGACAGUUUAGUGAUGACAAACUGGAAGGUGUCAUUAAUGCGCUUAAAGGACUACAAGUUGAGCUCAAUUUCAUUGGGCCUAAAGUUGAGGAUGAAGAUGACGAUGAUGGCCAUGUUACUAGGACGGACAAUAACCAAGAUGAUAAUGGUCCAUCUACAAGCGAUGGGAGAACGGGGCUGAGGAGACCCACACAAAAAGAAAAGACACCCCAACAGAGGGCCGGGGAAGCGUUGCUUAAGCACAUUUGGAAAGAAGUUGAGGGAGAACACUACUCUUUCAGUGAGACUUUGUCACUUCUAAGCUUCUUCGAAAAGCGUGCAGUGAAGCAGACAGCAUGGAAGGCCAAUCUGGAGAUCUGCCCAAGCCUCCAAAUUCCAGUCUGUGGAUAUCUGAAGGUGAAACAGAGCACACAGAAAUCUUGGAAGUCGACAUACAUAAAAGGAAAAGGGAAGGAGUACACGCCCAAGACAAUACGCUCCCAACAUCUGAACGAUGAUGAAGAAACCGAGGUCGAGAGUGAGGAAAUCAUAGAAGGUCAUCGUUAUGGCAGUGACAUCAUACCCAUCUCAGAAGAAGAUAAAGUGAAUAUGGGUUACAAACCUCCAGGUAAAGUCAUGCAAGUCCUGGGCUUCACAAAGCAAGAAAAUAUCAAGCGCCACCAGCAACUGGGAAGCAGCGUCUAUUGCUUUGUAGCGGAUCCUUCUGAUCAACCUGGAUGUGUAGCAUUAUCGGCCAUCAUCAACGCUUUGUAUGAAACCAACUCAGUAGCCAUUGUACGUAGAACCUACUCAGCAAGGAGCAAUCCUCGUCUUGCGUGCUUGAUACCACACAUUAAGGCUAAGUAUGAGAGUUUGUUGUACAUUGAGCUGCCGUUCAUGGAAGACUUACGACAGUAUACAUUCUCAUCUCUCAGUUCCAAUAAGAAGAAUCAGCCCUCUGAUGAACAACUCAGCGCUGUUGACGAUCUCAUCACCAAUAUGGAUCUCAUGAAGGCCAAUGUGAAUGAAGAUGGUGAAGAAGAGGAAGCAUUGAAGCCCAAGUUGACAUUCAAUCCUUACUAUCAAAGGCUGUGCCAGUGUUUGAUGCACAGGGCACUGAACCCCACGGCGGCAUUGCCUGCCUUGUCACCCGCCAUAGCCGAGUAUUUGCAGCCUCCCAGGGCAUUGUCUGCGGAGUGUUCUUCAUGUGUCGACAAAAUCAAAGAGCUGUUCAAAUUGGAACGUGUGAAGAAACAAGAAGCAGCCUCAGCUGAAAGCUUGUGGAAAGACAGUGACGUCAACGCAGCAGGCCCUGCAGCCAAGAAGCCUCGCCUUGAUGAUGACGCAGUAGACACAACAGACUUCAGCAUGGCAGGCAUGGCCAAAGGAGCUGUCCAGGAGGUUGGUACUGUAGAUCCUGUGGGAGAUUUCAAGGCAAUGAUCGGUCAGAAAGAUCAAGACAGAUUCACUCAAGCUUCAGACCAAAUGCAGAAUCGUAUCAGCCAGUUGGUGCGUGAUUCCUUUGGUUCCCAGUUCUACAGCAAGGCCAUGGAGUGCCUUAAAACAUUAAGAGGAGCAUCUAUUGAGCUUCAUGAGCCUGGCCUUUUCAACCAGUUCCUGAGAAAGCUGAAAGAAGAACUGAAAGAAAUCUUCAAAACAGACUUUUGGAGCCAAAUCAUUUCAGAGAAAGUAACUUUAAUAGAUACGUCUGAAAGCAGCGAGAGUACUGUCUCCAAAGUGGAGGCCACAAAGUUUCUUGAAGAAACCACAGAGGAGGAAGAAGUUGCCCCUGCCCAAGCUGAUGAAGACGCUGAGGAUCUGCUGGACAUGAUGUAGGAGCAUGGUCAAGAAACGUUUCAUCACAGGCCUAGAUAAAGAUGGGGCCGUAGAAGAGAGUUCAUGCAGCAGUGAACGACGGGAUAUACUGACGACACGUUUUAGUUCUGUGAUUCAUACGUUGUACCUUAGAAGCUUCUGCAUUUGUCAUGAUUGGAUGCCAUGGAAAGGGAAAAGAUGGCUAUCAAGAUAACUAGGCAAACUGCUGUAAUUUUUAGCUUUGAUUUUCACGUUAUUUCUACCACGUAUUUUCAUUUCACAUAAUUAUGUCAAAUAGUGAUCAGCUGCUUUCUUAUUUAGUCUCUUUCAAGGUUGCCAUGGUGAUUCAGAGAAGUGAUAAGAAUCAGUGAAGUUAGCAGAAUCACUGAUAGACCUUUUCUCAACAAUUAGAUGGCAAAAUCACCAAUGGAAGCCAAACAAGUUUUUUUUAGACCCUUGUUUUGCAUAUUGCUACCAGUUUGCUUGUGGCAUGCUUAUUCGUAGCUUUAAAAAUAGUAUUUCAGCUUUUGUUAUACGUAAUGAUUGGUAAUCCUCCCAUUAACUGUUCCUUGAACACUAAAACAAAGGGAUAUAUUCACUGCUUUCCAA